AUGGCCAGCUACUUUAUUUUUGGAAUACUCCGUCUAUCUGAACUCUGCAACAGUUGUUUCUGGUCCUACAAGGACUACUACGUUGCGGCGUGGUGCUUCCACCAGACCUAUGUGUCAGCUCUAUUACGUUGUUUUGGUGUGCUGGUGAUCUCAUUCCAACGCUAUAUUUCUUUAUGCAAACACGGUCAUCCAAUCGAACAGAUUGUCAACAGUUCGCAUCGUUGGGUUCUGCCCAUCCUUCAGUGGGUAGUGCCAUCAGUGUAUUCAAUUCCACUUCUUGUGUUCGGUAACGCGACCUUUACAAGCCCAGAAAAUAUGGAGGUGUUGGUUGAACGGCAAGCUAUCACGCUUGACACUUCGAUGACUGCACCCUUCGUCUUUAUAACGUUCAUUCUAUGCAGUCUGUGUUAUGGGACAAUACUAAGAUUUCUGGUCAAAAACCGUUACAGUAGCAGCGUAGCUUUGAAACGAGAACGUCGUCUUUAUGUGCAGAUGCUUGGCCUAUUUGUCGGCUUCCUGCUUUUGACUGUCUUUUACAUCAUGCAGUUCAGGUUUUCACUUCGUUCCAACGACGGUCCAGUAUUCACAAUGAGAAUCGUGUUUCCUGUGGUCAGCUGUUUCUUCUCGUACGUUAAUGCAUGGAUGAUUCUGGGUCUGAAUGACGAUAUAAGGCGGAAAGUUCUGAUACUGCUGGGAUUUCAAUUGAAAAAAGUUCCGGGCUCAUCAUUGUUCGGAAACAAGUCUACCUCGGUGAAAGUGGCACCUAUCGGCGAACCAACGCGAUUCUGA
Ostertagia ostertagi is the source of this 789-nucleotide messenger RNA. NCBI's taxonomy places the organism in Eukaryota, Metazoa, Nematoda, Chromadorea, Rhabditida, Trichostrongylidae. The record is from the annotation of a GenBank genome assembly.